GGCACUUUAAUAAUUACACUUGGAUGCAGUGAGUCAGGAUUCCCGUCUAGUGCUGGGAUGCGAUCAUAGCGCUUUAAUUGCAGCCGCAUGGUACCGAUAACUACGUAAUUAACAGUGGACCCUUCCCAGUCAACGCGUCACUUAUUAGGAAUUGAAAACGCCGAUGCCUGCCCUUUAGUGUCACUGAGGACAUCACAGACGUCACACUAACAACUAGGAACUUGGUCGUUUGCCACCGUUAGCAGAAAUUUGGGCUCGCUGUACAGCCUACGCCUUCCUCGUGCAGAUCGCUUUCAGAAGCUUCGGCUGGCGUUAGCACGUUCGCAUCCGCAGAGCAGUUUUUACCUCUCUGGGGCUCUAGUAGUCAGUGACAAGACAGAAAAAAGAUACUGGCGAUCAUUGCACCGAUAUUAGGCAGAUUGAUAUGUAAAUGACGCCCAGAGAAUUGUGGUGAUGAGUUUUCUCGAUGGAGUGAUUAAUGAUAGAUCGGCAUUAAAUGAGACGUUGCCUCUUUUGCGGCUGGUGUGACUGUUGUGAAAUGCAACAUUGCAAUGGUCCGAUUGAGGCUGGAAACCUGAUAACUGAUUCAACCAAUAGUUUCUAAGGAAGUUCAAAAGGGGCACGGAGAUCGUAUUUUACCGAGGUAACAGGAAGACGCGCACACCGAUAGCAACAUCCUCGAACAUGGCGGGGAACAAGAAGAGCAAAGUCAUCCGGAUCCUGUCGGCCAAGGAGCGCAGCCUGUUCAACGCCAUCAACAGCGAGGACGUGACGGCGGCCAGGCAGCUGGUGGAAGGGGAAGGGGUGGACAUCAACGCGCAGGACGUAUUCCAGCGGACGCCACUCAUGCGCGCCUGCCUGCUGAGCGGUCAGGAAGAGAGGCAGGCCAUUGUGUCUCUGCUCCUCAAGAAAGGAGCAGACGUAAACCUCCGUGACAACCACGGCCGGACGGCGCUGAUGGUAGUCUGCAAAGCAGGCCCGGAGGCCGUGCCGAUCAUGGAGAUGGUUCUGAAGCGCCGGGCCGACCCUAAGCUCCAGGACGAAGAGGGCGAUACCGCCCUGCUCCAUGCCGUCAAGAUAGACAACGCCGACGCGGCCCGGACCCUCGUCAGGCACGGCACGGCGGGCGUGGAGGCGAAGAACGCCGAGGGCGACACGGCACUCCUGUUGGCCGCCAAGCAGCAGAAUGCCGAAAUCUGCGACAUCCUGGUGAAGGAGGGGCGCGCCGACCACUCCAACAUACCCCUGUUCCUGAGGAAGUACCUGCCGGCCGAGUGCCGAGAGACCGACUUCACGAAGGAGAGGCACGAUCGCUUUGAGGAGUACCGUAGGAACGCGCAGGACGUCCCCGUAUCGCCUUACGAUCAAGCCAAGGGUGAACCCGAAGCACGGAACGCAAAGUCAGAACCGGGUGAAUCCGCCGAGAAACUAAGGGCGGCAGCAAAGACUGUACAAACUGCAAACGCCUUCGAAGAAGCGCUGAAGGUUGCUCGACAGGCGAAGGCAGCAGCACAGGCGAAGGCAAAGGCAGAGGCAGAGGUGAAAGCUGCCUCUACAGCACAGGCAAAGGCAGAAGCUCAUGCACAAGCAACGGCUCAAGCGAAAGCCAGGGCCGAAGCACGGGCGAAAGAAAAGGCGCGGAAGGCAGCCGAGGAGCAGGCAAAAGAAGAGGCGCGGAAGAAAGCUGAAGCGCAAGCCCGAGAAAGAGAGGCGCGGGCAAAGGAGGAAGAAGCACGGAAGAGAGCCGAGGUUCAAGCAAAAGAAGAGGAAAAAAAGAAGGCACGAGAAACUCGAGAAGCCACGGCGGCUGAUGGGCAAGAAAAGAUAAAAUCUGAGACGCCACUGCCAACAUCACGUCCCCGUUCCAGACCGCCAUCACAGCGACAACCGCCUCCUCCACCUGCCGACCGAAACGCGGACGGCACGCAGCCGCCGGCCCCGGCCAAGAAGUCCAACUGGGUUGCCGUCCCGAGAACGGGUCUCGCGGAGCUCCAGCCUGCGGCCCCUCCCCCGAGCAACAGGUCCAAGCGGAGCAAGGAGCAGUUGAAGACGUACAAGACCAAGUCCGGCCGGACGAUCUACCCUAACGCACCGCACGACAAGGACUACGACAACAUAUCGGCCAUUAGGGACGGGCUUCAACCGGCUCCCAAGCGAAAGAGCAAAGGGAAGAAAGGGCCUCUGCUACCGGCAGUUGCUGAAGCUGCUGUCCGAAAACGGCCAGUUAUAUCAACUACAUAAAACAUGUAGCAUUCAGUUUCUCAGUGCUAUAAACGACUGUGCUAAAAUGCUUGCCAUCAAAUUUGCUUCACAAAUGGAUAUAGCUUUUGUAGACGACGCACUGCAACAUGUUCCGUCGUAGUCGUUGUUCGAGUCUUUUUAUGGAUCAAAUGUUGUAGAUAGGCCUAUUAUCCAUCUAUCCAACUAACUGGAUGAGCUGGACAGUGAUCAAUGGUCUGGAACGUUUAACAAUCGUCAUAAAGAACAAAAUGUUGCGUUAGAGUAAUGAAACUUAUAUCAGACACGGCAUGUGAUUAUUUCUUCUGCAGCUAGAAUAAAACCAAAGAUAUGCGACAAUUUCCGUGCAAUGCAUGCAAAGAACGCCUCACAUUAUAGAAUCUGAUGUUAGUAAAGUCUGCAUGGACGAUCAAGAACGUUAUAAUAUGGUUCUAAAAAUACACGUUUAUGCCAAUCGCAGUCAGGCAUUUAAAUAAAAUGCACAUACCUAACUGUCGGAAAUAAGAUGGGAACGGCUGUUGCAUUACGUUGCCCAACAGAGAAAUGUGUUUUUGUUACCGUAGAUUCAUAAGACAUUAACAUGGACACGAUAUUGCAAAAGAGGAAACAUCUCCAUCAUUAAACGACAUUGAUGCAAGAUGCCUUGCUCGACGAAUGGCAGCUUGA
Messenger RNA from Acanthaster planci (crown-of-thorns starfish), 2904 nucleotides. RefSeq lists its product as uncharacterized. Lineage: Eukaryota; Metazoa; Echinodermata; Asteroidea; Valvatida; Acanthasteridae. Gene Ontology annotation, molecular function: protein binding. The record is from RefSeq and is a predicted model, not a curated record.